This is a messenger RNA of Onychostoma macrolepis, 5504 nucleotides long. RefSeq names its product dual specificity phosphatase 16 (gene dusp16). Gene Ontology annotation, biological process: negative regulation of MAPK cascade; protein dephosphorylation. Gene Ontology annotation, molecular function: protein tyrosine/threonine phosphatase activity; MAP kinase tyrosine/serine/threonine phosphatase activity. The record is from RefSeq and is a predicted model, not a curated record. The transcript has 7 exons. Bases 805 to 2364 code for a protein of 519 amino acids. NCBI's taxonomy places the organism in Eukaryota, Metazoa, Chordata, Actinopteri, Cypriniformes, Cyprinidae. Gene Ontology annotation, cellular component: nucleus; cytoplasm.
GGAAUUUGUCUGAUGUCUCUAUUAAAUCACCUAAAAGAUGAUUUUUAGUUAAUUUGGAAGCGUGUAACUCGUAACAAAGCGUGUGUGAGUAAAAUUAACGGAGUUCUGCUGCUUAUUGUGUAAUGAGAGCCGGAUAGAGACUGAAGCUCCGCCUCAUAAACUAAUUUACACUGUUUUACACUCAUUUACACCCUCAGAGUCGGUGUGAAGGGCGGCUAUCUGUCCUCAUUAGCGGAUGUCAGCAGAUCUGCGGCUUUAUUCUCUGGUUUUUAGCGCUGUUUGUUGAGUGUGUUUGAGGCCGGCGUGAGUUUCAAUGACGCCAUGAUGUUAUUUUUACCCGAUGAGCUCACGAGCGCCGAACUCACUCAAACUUCACGAGCGGCGAACUGACCAGCUCUAACUAGCAUAACUAGCCACCCGCUCAUCUCCAGCGGGGCUAGCACUCAUCCGGUCAUCUUCAUCUGUGGAUUUACUGUAAGAUGAGACGGACUGAAACGUUCAUGCAGGAGAUCUUCAUGAUGGAGCUCAGCGGUCAGGAGCUGUCGCUCGUCUGUGGAGCCCCUGUGAUGGUGUGAAAGAAACUCCCAUCAGCCACUGCACCCCAAACACACACACACACACACACACACAAAGUGAGUUUUUCCUCUGGAGUUUCCUCUGGCUUUUUCUCACACGUUUUUAGGCCGCCACCAGAGUGACAUCAUCCGCUGCUACAAUGGGGCCGUUGAUCUCCUGAGGGUCCGCCGGCAGCAUCACUGAGACAUAGAGACUGUUAGCGCAGAGAAAGACUGAGGGAUUGUGGGUAUGUGUGAGUGCACGGCACGGCCCAUCGGGGCCGAGGGUCUGGUGGCUCUGCUGGAGGGCGGCCUGGACCACGUGCUGCUGAUCGACAGCCGACCGUUCGUGGAGUAUAACGCGUGUCACAUCCUGGAGGCCGUGAACGUCAACUGCUCCAAACUGAUGAAGAGGAGAUUACAGCAGGACAAGAUCCAGAUCAGUGAACUCCUGCAGCACUCGGCCAAGAGGAAGCUGGAGCUCCAGGGUCAAGAGGUCGUAGUGUAUGACCAGAGCUCGUCUGACCCCGCCUCCCUCUCAUCAGAGGCCUUUCUCAGCGUCCUAUUGGCCAAGCUGGAGAAGAGUUUCCCAUCGGUCCACCUGCUCUCAGGUGGUUUUGUGGCCUUCUCGCACCUGUUCCCGGGUCUGUGUGAAGGGAAGUCCACGCUGGUGCCGUCAUGCAUCUCUCAGCCCUGUCUCCCGGUCAGCAGCAGCGGGCCGACACGGAUCCUGCCACACCUGUACCUGGGCUGCCAGAGAGACGUGCUCAACAAGGAGCUCAUGCAGCAGAACGAUAUCGCUUAUGUGCUCAACGCCAGCAACACCUGCCCCAAACCAGACUUCAUCCCCGACUCGCAUUUCCUUCGCGUGCCGGUCAACGACAGCUUCUGCGAGAAGAUCCUGCCCUGGCUGGACCGAUCCGUGGAGUUCAUAGAGAAAGCCAAGGCCAGUAACGCCAGAGUCCUGGUGCACUGUCUGGCGGGAAUCUCUCGCUCGGCCACCAUCGCCAUCGCCUACAUCAUGAAGAGGAUGGACAUGUCGUUAGAUGAAGCGUACAGGUUCGUGAAGGAGAAGCGGCCGACCAUCUCGCCCAACUUCAACUUCCUGGGUCAGCUGCUGGACUUCGAGAAGAAGCUGAAGAGCGCGAGUGACGCGCCGCUCAAACCCCGACCGCCGCCGGACGAGCAGAAGCCGGAGCCGCUGACGAUGCCCUGCGUUCUGGCUGGCGUCCCCGAGGAGCAUCUUCUGGCCCAGGCGCUCUGCAGCCUUCAGCUCGGCGAGGAACCGGAGGAGAACGUCCGGCCCAAACGCUCCUUCUCCCUGGACAUCAAGUCGUACGGCGAGCCCGGAGCGUCUCUGCGAGCGUUUCCCGUCGGCGAACCCUGCCAGUUCUCACCAGUGCAGGAGGUUUCGGAGCAAAGUCCGGCUGAAGAUCAGGCGAAUAAAAUACUCCAACGUAGCGGCAGCGUGGAUGGAGCUCCGUCUAAAACGGCCGAAGCGCUAAAAGGCUGGCACUCAGACAUCGUCCUCGGACCCGUAACCGGAAGCUGGUUCCUCUCCUCCGAGUCGGCCCGCUUCUACGGCUGCGCUCCGGGUCUGGAGGCGGUGAGGAGACGCGGCCGGCAGCGCAGCGGAGACGGAGGAGACUCACGCAGGAGCUGGCACGAGGAGAGCAGCUUCGAGAAGCAGCUGAAGCGCAGGAGCUGCCAGAUGGACGGCAUGACGGACAGCCGAUCCCGAGAGGAAAUGACCAAGAGGAGCAGCCAGUCCAGCUUCUCCGGCAGCAUGGAAAUCAUCGAGGUCUCCUGAGGACUCAUUUUGUUUCUUUGCUUUGUUCUCAUUCAGAUUUGGACUCUGCACGGACACAUGCAUGAAGGUGGAGAGUCUCUCUGAAGGCCAGACAUCCAGUGCCUCGCAAUACAAAUUAAGGGCAGACACUGCAGGCAAAAACACUUUUUUCAUGCACCUGUUUUUUUCAGACUAGUGGAAAGAAAACAUCCAAAAGACACUGUUAAGUGUUUCUUUUAUUGCACUUUAUCUAUUUGUGUCAAUAGCAAUUGUAUUGUUCAAUUACAAUACAAAUUUUUAAAGGCCGUUUUCUCAAAAUGAGUUUUUUCUCUUACACUGAGCCAUAAAUCUCCUCUUCAGCAGCACUUACACCAAACUUUUCAUUUUUAUUCCUGCCUAUAUUGGGUUUUACAGAGGGAUUUGUUCAUAUAUAAUUUUCUUGAUUAUAUACAACAUUUUAAUCCCCCAAAAAUUGUGAAAAUAUAGUGUUUUCUGUCCGUUCUAUGCAUUUUCUGAAUUAUGGAGUGACAAAAAUUAGAUACCCAAAAUUCCCUCUGUAAAAACUAAUUUUGACUCUAAUAUGUCCAAAAAAUUAAACAAGAAUUUUGAAACUGACAUCAUCCAGUGUUUAGAUUUUUGUACUAGAAAUUAGCGCAUAUUUCAUUAAAUAAUGACUCAUUUGCAUAUCUAAACAUAACAUUUUAGAAAACUUGUAAUGCAAAAAAUGUUUGCAAUUAUCAAUGUAAUCAGUUAGCUGGGUAAGGCAAUAACUAUUAGUUAUUUUUUUUACCCUAUUCACCUACAGUGUCUCGCCUUAAGGCAAGACACUACAGAUAAACAGGACGCACUUUAACCCCAUAAGUGUCACCCCCAUUUUUGAACAUAGACGUGAAAGUGCACGAUCCAAACUUAAAUUGUUAUAAUUCAUGAACGCUUUGGAAUACAGACCUAAGGUUUACAGACUACAGAAUACAGACCUCUUUUUUAAUAAGACAAUCUGCAGAUUACUGCAGAAGUGGAAUCAUUUCAAAAUAUUAAAGUAUCAAAAAGUUAUAGAAGUUUAAAUUUACUGUAAAGAAAAUGCACUGUAGCAAUUUUUAUUUUAUUUUAUAUUUUAUUACAAAAUAUUUUUGAAUCCAAAAUUGCUAUAAAAUGAAAGGCUUAUGUCUAAAUAAGUUAUGCUCCAAAUUUGAAGUUGAUAUAAAAAAAUGUAUUUAGGGUGUUAUACCACAAACAGCCACCGGGUGCCAUCAAAACUCCAUUUAAUGUAUUUUGAUGCAUUUUUCUAUCACAAAUGUCUCAAUUUCUCUGUCAAUAUUAAUAUUUUCAAAAAAUAACAUCUAAAAUGACUGUAAUACAUUUUGUAAUAUGACACCUGACUCCACCCACUAAGGGGAGGAGACCGCUAAAAGAUAUUAAAGUACCAUUUCCAUGGUAACGCAAAGUCUGAUUUAAAAAUGGUUUUAAGCUUUCAAAUGAUAUAUCAUUUAUAAUGAUUACUAAAAUAUGUGAUAGAGAAAAAGACAACGAAAAAAAGUACUUAAGGGGUUUAAUAUACAGACAAACCAAAAUUGAUUCAGACACCUUCAACAUUUCUCACAUUAUAUCACAGUUUAUUCGCUAUAGUUUAGAAAAUGGUAAUAAAAUAUGACAAGAACUCAGAGUUAAACUGUGUCAGAACAAAUUGAUCUUGAUAAAGUCAGAUAACUUUGAUAGAAAGGUAUAUAAUGAAUUCGGUUGAAUAGCUGUCAGCUGUUAAAAAAAUAAGUGCACAAUUAGAUAAAACCAAUUUAGCUCAACUAAUUACCAAGCAAUGCUUCACUUUGUUCAGUCUGUGUGUAAAAAGAUUAUAUCUGGAAUCUGAAUAAUUUUUGGUUUGACUGUACAUCACCAGCUGAUUGAUUACAUCAAGAAUUACAAAUAUUAAAUAUACAUAUAUUUAAAAAUUUAAUUUACAUGCAUAAUUCAAUGUCAGAAUUAGUUCUAUAAUUAAAUAUGGGCUAAUUUGCAUACAUUUCCAGCACAUUUAAUAAAUCCAUGUUGAAUAUUCUCGUUUGAUUUUGCUAACAUUAAAGUUUUAGACUCCCCUUUUUAUCAGAAAAUACUGUCAACAGACAGAAAGCAAUGACGUCUUCACCAAGUGUGAAUGAUGCAUGAACAAACCCCUCACUAAAGGCCUUCAGAAUAUAGAUAGGAAUAAAACUGUAAAGUUUGGUGCAUGUAAGAGAAAAAACUCUUCAAAGAUAUGGAUUGCACUUGGAAUCUACAGACGCAUAUAUAAACUAAAGUGCAAUAAAAUACACGCUUACAUUUUGGAUGUUUUAGUCUACUAGUCUCAAAGAAGAAGCGAAAUAGAGCUCAAAACUGAGCAAUGCUGUAGUGUCUUGCCUUAAGAGCGUCUUUUGAUGUAUUUUUGACAUGCAUGUGUUGAAUUAUGAUCUCAGGAAGCUGCGAAUCUGUUGGAGAUCUAGAAUCAAACACACACACACACACUUUCCAUCAAAGUUGAACAGACGUGACGCCUCUGUUUCUCUGAUUCACUGAUGCUGCAUCCAAAACCCUUGAACCUCCAGCAGCUUCUUCACACGAGACGUCAGACCUGAUGAGACACAGACGAGAAACACUUCAUUAGUCUGAGCACUUUACAGCCAGAAACCCUCUCUCCUUCAUUGGUGCUUUAGUGUGGAACAAAUGAUCCAGAACAGUGUUGAUGUUCAUAGACUCAUACUGAGCUGUGCUGGUUUAUUGAGCUGGUUUACCUUCUUAAAGGCUCGUCAGAGGUCAUGAACUUGUGCCUCAGCAUUGAAUCGGCUAAAAGACUCCUUCAGACCGUCCUGAAAACAUCUUCCUCUGAUCUGCGUUUGAUGACUUUGAACAGAAUCAGAGUUUCCUAAAGCUGUGAAAAUUGAGCUGAAGACAGAACGAAUCAGAAGCAGAAGAGUCUCUGAAUCACAUGCUUUUACACAGGCCUCAAAUCUACAGUGAUCAAUGUUUUAUAUUUUUACAAUAAAGUCAAAUGACUGAUAUAAUCAUUCAUAAGACAGAUCAGCCAUUAUUUUUGUGAUUCGUGUCUCGGAUGGUACUGCUGUGAGAGCGUUUCUGGAGAUAUUAAUCAGUAGCUGUUUAUUGAUUGUUGAAAUAAAACACAAGUGGUACUUGAA